UGUACAUCUAAUUGAAGGCCCAUGAGUAGAGGGUUGUCACAUACAUAUAUGUGUACAGGAUUCAAAGGCAAAUCUACUUACUGUUCAGCACAUCAAUCCAGGAUUUACUUCCAAAUGAAACACUUGUACGUAUAGGCUUGUCGAGCACCUCUUCGGCAUAAAAUCUGGAUACAGUAUUUAAAAACUCACCUUUGGAAGAAAAAGUGUUGAACAGGAUUUUGCAGAGAAUAUACAGGAUAUCAAGUAUGGCGGCUUCUCCGGCUUCAUACAAUCGCCUUCAAGAAAAGUGCAAUGAAGGGACGCGUGGUGUUCCGUGUAUCGGCACUGUCUACCUUAAUGCUCUACCUCCUGACACAGACGUAAAUGCUCUAGCUAAAGAACAGUGCAGGUUAUUCCUCGAUGGGAAAUCCAUUCAGAACUGUCAGCAAACGUGGAAUCUCAUUCUUGACAAAGCAGCCCCAUUGGACCAAGAGGCAGUAUUCAAAUCUCUCACACAACCAGAGGAUUUUCAGGUUGAGCUGGUGAUAGGCCAGUUGAAAGAGAAUUAUUUCUGGGAGGAUGAGCAGCUUUUAAAGGACAACUUCCUGAGUGCAAAUAUAGAUCACUUUCAGCUGUACCAGGCAGGGGACGGGGAGCAGAUACAAGGGGUUGCUCUCAUGGCUACAUUGAAAUCCAAGGACGCAAUUGGGCUGUUCUAUUUUGUGGACUGAGCCAAAGGGACUGAUUAUUUUAACAUUGACAUUUUUAAAGUGACACCAUAGCAAAAGAUGUGACACUGCUGUUUUAUAAGCAUAAAAUACAUUACUAUAAAUAUAAGUGUUUUGUAAAUUGUUAAAAUGACUUUUAUUUCAAUGGUGUGAAGUACAUGUACAUAAACAAAUAUUUCACUAAAACAACACAGAGUGUUUCAUUUACAACAUUACAAAGCAAAAAUGGAGAUUUCACAUUUGAUCUUUGUAGAUAGUCAUGAUUUUUUCUAAUUUUAUGACAUCAUAUUAUUUUCCUUUCACUACAAAGCUGAAACGAAGUUCAUAAUUCUACUUCACUAAGAGGUGUGAAUCAAAUUGUCCAUUCGAGUAUUUAACAGUUUAAAGGGAUAGUAUUUUUGUUUGUAUUGCUUAAUAGCCAACAGAGAACCGAUUUUGCUUACUAUUGUUUGAACUCAUAAGACAUCAUUAUCUUCUAC
This is a messenger RNA of Owenia fusiformis, 1186 nucleotides long. NCBI's taxonomy places the organism in Eukaryota, Metazoa, Annelida, Polychaeta, Sabellida, Oweniidae. The record is from the annotation of a GenBank genome assembly.